Linum trigynum is the source of this 4942-nucleotide messenger RNA. NCBI's taxonomy places the organism in Eukaryota, Viridiplantae, Streptophyta, Magnoliopsida, Malpighiales, Linaceae. The record is from the annotation of a GenBank genome assembly.
CGCCAAUGGUGGAAAACAAAGAAGAUAUUUGAUUCAGGUUUCCUAUUAUGAAUAGAAAAUGUGAUACAUGAUGACACGUACUCUGACUGGUGGCCAUUGAUUCAGGAGAGAGCCCCAACCUUCGGCAAGAAUUCAGGGAACUGAAAUGGUUUUUCCAAAAAGUCCUCCCUCCCAUUACCUACUCAAAACACAUUCAAUCUUGUGGCACUUGAAGAAACCAAAAGGGAGAAAACAAAUCUUCCUUUUUCUCUUUCUUUUUUUUGGAUUUGGUUUUAGGAAGGGUUUGGCUCUGAAGGUCUCAAUUCUCUCGCCUCUUCCCCUUCCAUGGCUGCAUGCUUGUCAGCAUUCAGCCACCAACAGUUUCAAGGGUUUUUGACCUUUUACAUGGAAGAAUAGGAAGACUAAAAGAGAAAAGACAAGAUCUUUGAGACCCAAAAUAAUAACAAAUAAAAGAAAAGUAAAAUCAAGUUUUAAUUUGCCUUGGGCCCUGUCUCUCCAAGGGCCCUUUUUAUUUAAUUCUCUUGCCGGAAUCUGACGACGCCGACACUAAAGGUAGUAGAUGCCUCCUUUUCCAACCUUCAUUUCCAUCUGCAUCUCGCAAUGUAUCAUUCAUAAUCCUAAUUAAUUUCCAUCUUGCAUCGUGAUUACAUACGCUUUAAAAAGUUCAAUAAAAAAUGUCUUGAUGCUGACAAUAUGGGUCAUCGUCAUCUUUCUCUUGCUCAAGUUUUUAUCUUCAUGUAGAAUUAUAUGAUCAUUGUGGCACAUUUCGAAUACAAAUAUUAUACAAAACCACAUGCUUCUUCAAAUUGAACCCCUCGACUAUCAAGUUGCUCUUCUUAAUGUUGAGGGGAGAUUAGCAAUGUGCAAUUUUAAUUGUGCGAGCAAGGAAGAAAACACCUUUGUUGAAGCAACCAUUUCUUUUUUACUUCUCUUGUCUUGAUUUUGGGGUCCUGGGUUUGAUUUUGUGAAUUUUGACUUAUCCAGAAUUGGAUUUCUCUACUAUGAGACUCUUGCAGAUAUUAUCUCGCUUGUUUAAUGAGUUGUAGUUCGGUGUGGAGGUUUCAAUUUUUUCCUCAAGCGACAUCACCAAAGAAGCCUUUAAUGGUUGAAAGUUCGAGAAUUUUUUGAUCUGGGUUAAUCUCAAAGAAAUUAUAUUUUCUCAAGAUGUAUGCGGUGGGGCGAAUAGGGAGCUAUAUCACCAAGGGAGUCUCAACCGUCUCCGGCCCUUUCCAUCCAUUUGGUGGGGCUGUGGACAUAGUUGUGGUAGAGCAAGCUGAUGGCAGCUUCAAGUCUUCACCUUGGUACGUUAGAUUUGGCAAAUUCCAAGGUGUUCUCAAGGCAAAAGAAAAGAUAGUAAGCAUCAACGUCAAUGGAGUUGAUGUAGGUUUCAACAUGUACCUUGAUCAAAGAGGUGAAGCUUUCUUUAUUAGGGAUGAAGAUGAAGAUGAUGAUGAUGAUUCUUGUUCAAUGUAUAGUAACGGUCGUCACCCUGAUAGGCAACAUGGAUGGCGGCAAAGGCAUGCACAGAGUCUGGAUUUUGAUCAUAGUAGUUUGGAUUCACCAGACUUCGCCACAGAGAGCAAUGAGAAGUUCAUGCUGAGAGCUCGUUCAGGAGGACCAAGGAUUAUGGGGAUUGUUUUCGGUAGGAGGGCAAUGAAAGGAGGAGGAGAUGGUUUUCAGCAAGGUCAUGGCCAUACGAGGGUGAGUUCGCUAGAGCGUGCUGAGAUGGCUGCUGAUCUGUUGGAAGUCAGAUGGUCCACUAGUCUUUCCCCUCCUGACCCAGCCAAUGAUAGCAUUAAUGAAGGGAACAAGACAACAUCGUUGUCUGUUGUUAACAAUGGUGAAAGCAGUUUGGCUAAAGAAAAUAGCUCUCAGCAGCAUGUGUAUAAGGAAGCUUUUGUAGAUAAAGUAAGUGUAGAUAACAAUGGACAAGUUGUUGAAACUUUCGCUCAAAUCGUACUGGAAAUGCAUCAAAAUGUGGAUGAAUAUAGUGUUACAAACGUUGGUCUCAAAGGUGGUGAUGUUGAUGAUGUUAUGUCUGAAGCUGGAAAUCCCAAUUCAAUAGUUUCAGGGCCAGGAUCAUCAAAAUCUGUUUCAGAAUGCAACAAAGUCCAAUCCAUUACCUAUUGUGGGACAUCGGAGAGCUCGUUUGUGAGAUCGAAGAGUUCUAGUGAAGAAACAGUUGAGACAAUAUGCAUUGCUAGUGGAGGACGCGAUGAAGCAAAUUUGCUUGCUAAGGCUGUGGAUAUGGUGUCUGAACAACUACCUGAGGUGAUAGAGAUUCGUCAUGGGGAGAUGGUUAGCCAAGAAACUGAGGAAACUAAGUAUGAGUCAGGAAGUGAAAAGGCUUCAUGUGAUAUUCUUUCUGAGCAACAAAUUUCAUCUCAUGCUAAACUACGCAGUUGCAACGUGUUCCAACCUUCAAUGAAGUCCAUUAAUGAACCCAAACAACCAACCGGAUGUUGCAUGACCAAAUUGGUUAGUUUUCCGGCCUGUUCAGAAGGUGAACAGUUCCACUUCAGUGAUCUUGAUGAAUUAAAUUUUAGAGAAACUCAGUUUACAGGAAAUGGUUUAAAUAAGCAAUUUGAUGGAAUCAAUGAACCACCUUCAUCUGCCGACCAUUUUGAUCAAGAGAAUCAAGUAAUUGAGCUUGGGAAUCCAAUGGGUGUUUCGACAAAAGCCUCUACUCCCAUUGAUAUAUCUAAUGUUCAUUAUAUUGCUGAGCAAGAAGGCGGUGGUCGCCUAGUUGAAUCAUUACCUAGUGCAUGUUCAGAACUUGAGAAAUGUGAUGCCAAUGGCAUCCACCAUCCUUUAAGCCAUUCGUUGGAAUCAAAUUCCAUAUCUCGCCAGAAAGGUCCUGGGAAUGAUGAUUUAGGUUGUUUAAAUGUGGAUAAAAACAAGGAAGGGUUAGAGCAAGAGAAUCACCAUUCUAGAGAGGCAAAUCCUCUGGUUGGGGAUAAAUCACAAUCUCCGGCAAAUGCUCACGCAAGCUGGAAAUUUUGGCCAUUUUCUUCAAAGAAAUCAAAACUUAAGAAGACCACUAAGUUAGACAAUAAGACCGACAACGUGAAGCCAGAGAAUGGUUCAGAUAGUAAAACUGACAACAUAAUGUCCCAAAAUGCAUCAGACAGUAAGACUGAGAAUGGGAGGUCGGAGAGUUCUUUGGAUAGUAAUGUUGAAAGCAAGAUUUCUCAGAAGGCAUCAAAUGAUAAAGUCGAUGGUGUAAUGUCUCAAAAUGGGAGGCCUGGCAUUACUUCAGACACUGACAACAAGAGUGGAAGAGAAGGAAAUGAGGUCGCAACAAAUGUUAGAAAAAAGAAGAUAAGGGCACCCACUCCAACAUCUCAACAAUUGGCAUCCUUAAAUCUGAACGAGGGAGCAAAUGUGGUGACAUUCACUUUCUCAACGUCAAUGUUGGGGAAACAAACGGUUGAUGCCAGGAUUUUUAGAUGGAAAUUUGACGAUCGCAUAGUAAUCUCGGACGUUGACGGGACAAUUACUAAAUCAGAUGUGCUCGGUCAAUUCAUGCCGCUGGUUGGUUAUGAUUGGUCACAAACUGGGGUUACCCGACUAUUUUCAGCUAUUAAGGACAAUGGGUACAAACUACUAUUUCUCAGUGCAAGAUCGAUUUCUCAAGCAUAUCAUACUAGACAGUUUCUAUUCAACCUUACUCAGGAUGGGACUGCUUUACCAGAAGGUCCCGUUGUUAUAUCCCCAGAUGGACUCUUUCCUUCUUUGUAUCGUGAAGUCAUUAGGAGGGCACCUCACGAAUUCAAGAUUUCAUGUUUAGAGGACAUCAAGGCAUUAUUUCCUUCAGAUCACAGCCCGUUCUAUGCUGGAUUCGGAAAUAGAGACACCGAUGAGCUUAGCUACCUCAAAGUCGGGAUUCCAAGGGGGAAAAUAUUCAUCAUCAAUCCAAAGGGCGAGGUUUCUGUUCAUCGUCGGGUUGACACAAAAUCUUACACUUCCCUUCACGAUCUCGUCGAUGAAAUGUUCCCCCACCCGGUGACGGUUAGGGAGCAGGAGGAUUUCAACUCAUGGAAUUACUGGAGAUUGUCGCCUCUUGGCUCCCAUACUUGAACCAUGACGGAGAAUCGAAAAAAAGACAAAAAUUGUGAAAGAGCAUUAAAGUUCUUAACUUUCACUGCAAAGAGAGAGAGAAAAAAAAAUCAUUUUGUGCUUGUUUCAGGGUUCUUGUAGGUGAGGACUAUCCUCCUUCUUGCCUUUCUUUGUGAUUCCUACUUAACAAAUCACAUAACUCUUUGUGUUCAAUUUCAUCUAAUGGAUUCCUCAAAUUGGUUGAUUGACAUUAUCCUGACAGCACAAGGAUUGCAUAGCUGAUGUGGCGCUCCUCAUAGCUACACACGUGGGCGAUUGAUCGGUUUUGGCAGUGAAUUCAUCCAUUUCUAUGGAAAGGCAAAUGUAACAUAUGUAUAGUUACUUUCUGUCCAAGAAAGUGUAAUUUUGUACAAGGUAAAUUGUAUAUACAUCGAUAAAUACCAUGAGUGUCUUAGGCAUAUUGUUGGCAGAGAACCUCAUGGGAGUAGGGUUAUAACUUUCAGAAAAAUGGAAAAAAUAAAACAAUAUAAAUGUAGUGUUUCUCUUCAAAGGCCGCUCCAAUUUGAUCCUCAAAUUCUGCACGACCUCAAAGGUUUGGAAGCAGACUUGCACUAUUUUGCCAAAUGUUGUUUGGAACUAUGAAUUCUAAAUUUGGAAUGAUAAGAACAUAUGUAUCCGGCAAAGUAUGCCAUUUUUUCCCCAAAAUUUUGUAGCCAAAUGCAGGUAUUAAGAAUGAUGUAAUCAUCUUAUCUUUUUUUGGUGAGAUGACGAAUAUUAUUUUUUAAGUAACGCUUCCCCACUUUUACCAAAACUAAAAAUGGACAAAAGAGAGAUUUAUGGAGUAAAAGUAUAGCAUUAUUUUCAAUAAAACUAAUGUUAGAGU